UCUUUGAAGCCGGACUCCGCCUUUUGCAUUAUUUGGACAAAACGGCUUUCCUUAUUCCGCUGACGUCGACUCUUUGAAUCGCCGCGACUCCGGCUGGCUGAUAUGGCUGCUCAGAAGAUCAACGAAGCCUUGGAGCACAUCGCUAAAGCAGAGAAAUACUUGAAAACUGGAUUAUUAAAAUGGAGACCAGACUACGACAGUGCAGCUACAGAAUAUUCCAAGGCAGCUGUUGCUUUUAAAAAUGCCAAACAAUUUGAACAAGCAAAAGAAGCAUAUUUUAAAGAAGCUGUAUCCCAUGAAAAUAAUAAAGCCUUCUUCCAUGCUGCAAAGGCUUAUGAACAAGCAGGGAUGAUGUUAAAGGAGAUGCAAAAACAUCAUGAUGCAGUGGAACUGAUUCAGAAAGCCAGCAUGAUGUACCUGGAGAAUGGAACCCCUGACACAGCUGCCAUUGCACUUGAUCGGGCUGGGAAGGUCAUAGAAAACAUAAAUCCAGACAAAGCUAUACAGCUAUAUCAGCAAACAGCUUCAGUAUUUGAAAAUGAAGAGCGUUUAAGGCAAGCGGUUGAAAUGUAUGGAAAGGCUUCAAGGCUUUUAGUCAGAGGCCGUAGACUAGAUGAGGCUGCACUAUCUCUUCAAAAAGAAAAGAGUAUUUAUAAAGAUAUUGAAAACUAUCCAACCUGUUACAAAAAAACUAUUGCCCAGGUCUUAGUACAUCUACAUAGAAAUGACUAUGUUGCUGCAGAAAAAUGUGUCAGGGAGAGUUAUAGCAUACCAGGCUUCACAGAAAGCGAAGACUAUGCAGCCCUGGAGCAGCUCCUAGAAGGAUACGAUCAACAGGAUCAGGACCAAGUAUCAGAUGUUUGCAAUUCUCCACUCUUUAAGUAUAUGGACCAUGAUUAUGCAAAGCUUGGCCUUUCGCUUGGUGUCCCAGGAGGAGGUAUAAAGAAGAAAUCUCCAGUUACUGAACAAAGUAAAGGACGUGGACCAGCUAUAUCAGAUUCUCAUAGAAAUGAGGAAGAUGAUGAAUAUGCAGGUGGACUGUGCUAAUUCUAACUCUGUUCUCAAAUACUAUGUUAGCUGUUUGCCCAAUGAACAAAUUCCAGGAGCAAUUAAAAUGGCAUCAUUGCAAUCAUGAAAUUAGAAAGGAAGUAAUAUUGGCUUUGGGAUAUUUGUAUACAAAGCAUGACUAUGCACCUUGAAGUAUUUCUGGGUUACAGUUAACCAUAAUUCUUUACAACGUGUUGGUUUUAAUGCAUACUUGAAUACAGUAAGCCCUUCAAAAAGGGAGAGAGAUUGGAAGGAAAUAUUUAUAUUGGAUUUUUCUCUCUAAAGUAAGUUGGGAAUCUGUUUCAUGGCUUAGUGGCAACAGUCCUGCUAGUCAUACUAUUUCUGUUUUUGAAUAAUACCAUUAAAUUAUUUCAAAACACCUAAAAUUGUGAUAGAUUUCCUUUUGCUUCUUUGAAUAUAUUUAAUGACAUGUUUGCCUAUAUAAUUUGAACAGGAGUUCAUAGGAGUUUGUUUGCCAGGAAAGCAGAGGUUAUUAGAGGCAGGAAUUUUGAUAACCAUUGGGUUCUUUCUAAGUACAAUUGUCAUGGGUUAGAAAACUCAGUGCUCCUAGUUGUUGAAUCAGUAAUGCACAAUGCACAAAUAAUGUACUUUAUGUACUUUGUAGACAAAUCAAAAAAGAAAUUUAGUUAAAAAAGAUUAUACAGUGUUCUAUUUGAAAUCGCAGUGAGCUAGAACAUUUAACAUUUAUGUGCUUUAUUUCUUGAAUAUUCUUUGAUAUUGUAGAGCUCGCAUUUUCAGCCUUUAUAUUUCAGAUUUUGCUGAAAUAAUUUAAAAUAAUUUGAAUUUUCAUAGACAUUUGUACAUUAGUUCCUGCUACUUUCCACUAAACUCAACAGUUCUUCUAUUUAAGGGAAUUUAGGCAAAUACCAACCAGAUUGUGGAUAGCUGUAAUAACUGUUCACAAUAGUAUAUUACGUGACAAAAGAGAAAUAACAGUCAAAUGUGCCCCUGUGUUUAUUCAGAAAAGCGGUAGGCUUUUGAUUUCCUGAUUCCAGGAAUCAGAGAGUUUUCAAAAAAAUAGAUUCAAGGUGGACUGUGCUAAUUCUAACUCUGUUCUCAAAUACUAUGUUAGCUGUUUGCCCAAUGAACAAAUUCAACAUAAGAAUGUUGAAUCUAGAGCCAAAUUAAAAACUGUUAUAUUGAAAUUUCAACAUAGAACAUGGAAUGGCUGUCAAUGGAAAUAAAAUUUUAAUUCUAGAUUUAAUUAUGUUUUCAAGAUAGGAAUUUGUGACAGUGGAUUUAUUUAAUACUUUCACUGUCUAGCUUUGAAUAUUUAAGGUACUUUUCUAUAUUAUAGCAGAAUAAAAAGUAAUGGAUUUGCUGUUUCCCUUGUAUAAUGCAAAUUAUCUUUGCUUUCCAAAUAAUUAGUACUUUGUUUUCCAAAGUAUACAUACUUCUUUUAAUUGGAUCAAAAAUGUAGCAGGGAGGACAGUUUUGGAAGUAAUUGCCAGCUUUUAGUGAGCAACAUUUCAACAAUUGGUUUGCAUGAGUAUGCUAAAAUGUAAUCCAAUGUUACAUAAAAGAAACCAUUCAGAGUGACUUGUUUGUAUAUCCAGAUGCUGUAUAAAAUGAUUUUUUGCCAUGUGAAUCUUGUACUUAAUCGUGCCCAUCUUAUCUGUAAAUGCAAUAGAGUAUGAAAAAUGUCAUAAUUGCCUAGCCUAAGAAACUCUGUAGUUCACCUGUACAAAAUAAAAGCGGUAAACUCUAA
Molecule: messenger RNA, 2776 nt
Organism: Crotalus tigris (Tiger rattlesnake)
Lineage: Eukaryota; Metazoa; Chordata; Lepidosauria; Squamata; Viperidae
Gene: NAPG
Product: NSF attachment protein gamma
Exons: 12
Coding region: 103-1047 (314 amino acids)
Biological process (GO): intracellular protein transport
Cellular component (GO): SNARE complex; vacuolar membrane
Molecular function (GO): syntaxin binding; soluble NSF attachment protein activity
Source: RefSeq, a predicted model, not a curated record